Lachancea lanzarotensis is the source of this 1134-nucleotide messenger RNA. It is a transcript of the gene NPL3, whose product is annotated as LALA0S02e00210g1_1. The transcript has a single exon. Gene Ontology annotation, molecular function: mRNA binding. The record is from RefSeq and is a predicted model, not a curated record. The coding region runs from base 1 to 1134 and encodes 377 amino acids. NCBI's taxonomy places the organism in Eukaryota, Fungi, Ascomycota, Saccharomycetes, Saccharomycetales, Saccharomycetaceae. Gene Ontology annotation, cellular component: nucleus; ribonucleoprotein complex; cytoplasm.
AUGUCAGAAGAGUAUCAGCAAGCUCCCGCUGAGGAAGUUGCCCCAGUUCAAGAAGUUGAAGUCCAAGAAACAUCCGUGGAAACCCCAGUGGAAAGAACCGAAGGUUCCCCAGUUGCCGAAGUACAGGAGUCCGUGACACAAGAGUUUGAACAAGGCUCUGCCCCUGUGAACGAGUACCGUGACGAAGAUCAACAACAAGGAAGAAGACAGUUUUAUGACAACCCUGCACCAUACCAAGGUCAACCCCCUCACAGAGGAGGUGGAGGUUUCGACGGCGAAUUAUCGACGACUAGACUUUUCGUGAGACCUUUCCCAUUCGAUGUACAGGAUUCGGAAUUAAACGAAAUUUUCGCUCCAUUUGGACCUAUGAAAGAGGUGAAAAUUUUGAACGGAUUUGCUUUUGUCGAAUUCGAAGAAGCGGAUUCUGCAUCCAGAGCCAUCGAAGAAGUCAACGGUAAAACUUUUGCCAAUCAACCUUUGGAGGUUGUUUUCUCCAAGAUUCAGCCUCCUCGUUUCCGUAUGGUCCUUAGAAACCUUCCAGAAGGCGUUGCUUGGCAAGAACUUAAGGAUCUGGCCCGUGAAAAUGGACUAGAAACCACUUUCUCUAGCGUCAACACCAGAGAAUUCGACGGUACCGGUGCUCUAGAGUUCCCAUCCGAGGAGAUCUUGGCUGACGCUUUAGAAAAGCUCAACAACAUCGAGUUCAGAGGCUCUGUUAUUUCCGCUGAAAAGGAUGACAACCCACCCCCAAUCAGAAGAUUCAGAGGCGGUGAUCGCGGUGGAUUCGGUGGCCGUGGUGGUCGCGGAGGAUUCGGUGGCCGUGGUGGUCGUGGUGGUUUCGGUGACCGUGGUGGAUUCCGUGGUGGCCGUGGCGGUUUCGGUGAUCGCGGUGGAUUCCGUGGUGGACGCGGUGGUUUCGGAGGUCGUGGUCGUGGUGGCUACGGUGACCGUGGUGGUUUCCGUGGUGGCCGUGGUGGCUUUGGCGACCGUGGUGGGUUCCGUGGCGGUCGCGGCCGUGGAGACUCUUACGGCUCUUCCAGAGGCUCUUACGGAGCUCCAAGAGAUGAAUACAGAGGUAGAGACGAUGGUGGAUUUUACGGUUCCGCCCGUGAGAGAUCCCCAACUAGACAGUAA